Molecule: messenger RNA, 462 nt
Organism: Mesocricetus auratus (golden hamster)
Lineage: Eukaryota; Metazoa; Chordata; Mammalia; Rodentia; Cricetidae
Product: profilin-2-like
Exons: 1
Coding region: 1-462 (153 amino acids)
Biological process (GO): regulation of actin filament polymerization; actin cytoskeleton organization; positive regulation of actin filament bundle assembly
Cellular component (GO): cytoplasm
Molecular function (GO): actin binding
Source: RefSeq, a predicted model, not a curated record
AUGGAGCGCACAGAAGGCUCCAGCCAGGACAUCUGGCAAGACUGUAUCAGAUUGUUCCUCCAAACUGAGAUUUGCAGUGAUGCAGCAGUUGUCACCAAUUGUCCCCCCUGGAUACUAGCUUCUUCCCCAGAAGGCAACUUUAUUCAGAUGACCCAGGAAGAAGUUCAGACCUUACUGGCAAAAGAUGAGAGAGAAAAACUGUUUCUCCACGGAGUCACCCUUGCUGGAAUCAAAUGCCUGUUGAUCAGAGACAACCUGUUCACUGAGGGCAACAACAGCAUGGACCUGCGCACCAAAGGUCAAAGUAGAGGAAGCCAGGCAGUAACAGUGAUUCAGAUGGAAUCUGUGUACCUCGUGGUGAUGGGAAAGAAGGGGACAGAAGGAGGACCUCUCAAUCUCAAAGCUUUUGAGAUAGCAGGCUACAUGAGAGAGGCCAUUCUUCAACAAAUUGCCCGUUGCUAA